Molecule: messenger RNA, 1869 nt
Organism: Aspergillus welwitschiae
Lineage: Eukaryota; Fungi; Ascomycota; Eurotiomycetes; Eurotiales; Aspergillaceae
Exons: 7
Coding region: 1-1869 (622 amino acids)
Molecular function (GO): oxidoreductase activity, acting on the CH-OH group of donors, NAD or NADP as acceptor
Source: RefSeq, a predicted model, not a curated record
AUGACGAUUCUGGAUCUUCCGGCCAAGGAGGCUUCAGUAUGGCCUGUUACCCUGGGCAUUCUAUCGUGGGUGUUUUGGUCGAAUCUGACCAUUUUAUUCAAUAAAUGGGUUAUUGAAUCUACUGAAUUCCCAAUCAUCCUAACAACAUGGCAUCUCAUCUUCGCAACCCUAGCCACUCAACUUCUUGCCCGAACCACCACCAUGCUCGACGGUCGCAAGAAAAUCCGCAUGGACGGCCGAACCUACGUCCGCAUGAUCAUUCCCAUCGGCAUUCUCUACAGCGGUAGUCUCGUCUGCAGCAACAUCGUCUACCUCUACCUGAAUGUUUCCUUUAUCCAGAUGCUCAAAGCAUGCGGCCCAAUAGUGACCCUCCUCACCAGCUGGGCCUGGCACGUCAAAACCCCCUCGCUCGAAUCCUUCCUCAACAUCCUCCUCAUCGCCUUCAGUGUCGCCCUCGCUGUCGCCGGCGAAGUCCAAUUCUCCUGGCUCGGCGUCACCUACCAACUCGCCAGUCUUGUCUUCGACGCCAACCGUCUUGUCAUGAUCCAGAUCCUGCUGUCAGACGAGGGCCAGAAAAUGGACCCCCUUGUGACUUUGUACUAUUCUGCACCUGUGUGCGCCUUCACGAACUUCAUGAUUGCGUUUUAUACUGAGCUGCGCGGGUUCAGUUGGAGUGUGGUUGGGGAGACUGGGAUCGGGGUUUUGGUUGCGAACGCUACGGUGGGGUUCAUGUUGAAUGUGUCGAUUUUUGUUUUGAUCGGAAAGACAUCCGGUUUGACCAUGACACUGGUUAGCGUGCCGAAGAACAUCCUGUUGAUUGUCUGUUCUGUGGUGAUCUGGGGCACGCAGAUCACUCCGCUUCAGAUGGUGGGGUAUGCUAUUGCGCUGUUGGGGUUGUUGUAUUAUUCUCUGGGGUGGGCGACUAUUAGGGGGGCAUAUGAUGCUGGGUAUGUCAGGUUGGUUGGAAGGCAAGCGGAGAGGAUGAAGGAGGAGGAGGAUAAGACGUAUGUCGGCGCUGCACCGUCGGAACAAUGCCCGGGGAGUGGAUCGGGAAUGUCGCGGGGUUGGGACCGGAAUUGCGCCGACCAGCGGGGAAAGACUUUAGGAGCAAGCAGUUCUACUAUAACUACCUUCCUUUCCCAGAAAACCCCAAUACUAAUACUUGAGCAAAUCGGUGCCGCCUGCGCCCGUCAACUAGCCGCCAAAGCUGUGCACCUAGCCCUCACCUACUCAUCCAAUCCCACAUCCAUAACCACCCUUCAACAAGAACUCCAAACCCAACACCCCACCCUCCUCAUCACAAUCCAUCAAGUCGACGUCUCCUCCCCCAGCCAAAUAACUACCCUUUUCACCGAGAUCCAAGCCCAACACAGCAACCGCACCCCAGACAUCCUCAUCUCCAACGCCGGGUACGGCAAACGUGUCCCGCAAGUAUGGGACAUCACGACAGAGGAAUUCGACUACACUCUGACCGUGAAUCUGCGGGCCUCGUUCCUCCUCGUCAAAGGGGUAGUCGAGCACAUGAAGGCGCAGCGCUGGGGGCGGAUUAUCUUCAUGUCGUCGAUUGCGGGGUAUGGAGGCGGCAUUAAUGGGUGUCAUUAUGCGGCAUCGAAGGCAGGGUUGACGGGCAUGAUGAAGAACUUGGCAACGAGGUUAGCAGAGUACAAUAUUAGUGUCAAUGAUGUUGCGCCGGCGAUGAUUGGAGAUACGGGAAUGAUUCCUAAUGCCGAGGCAAUUCCGGAGGUGGCAAGCACGAUACCCCUGGGGAGGCUGGGAUUGCCGGAGGAGGUGGCUAAUGUUGUCACUAUGUUAGUGGGGACGGGGUAUAUGACGGGGCAGAGUUUGCUGUUGGCGGGAGGAUUGAAAUAA